AAGGAGAAACAUCAAGGGGAAUGGCAGUGCCAGUCCUGGACACAACAGAACUUCCUUCCAGGACAGUGGACCUCUUGGCUGUCAACCUCACCGAGCUCGUGAAUGGGAUGCUUUCCAGAGCCCUGAAAGGGAGCAAAACCUUUUUCUCCUUGCUGAGCGUUACCUCGUACAGUUCAUUUGCUUUCCAAAAGCUGUCGGUGGCCGUGUAUAAUAUUUCUACCCAGAAAAGGGUGAACCCAACCCACUUCCCAACCAGAUACUGCUACUGCUUAAACAAUAAGACCAACGAUUUAACAGAUUUCACAGCUCUUCUGGUGGACAUCAUCGGGAACUCCACCAGCUACCUGAAGGAGAUUUUCAAAUCCACCUCCAUUCUCUCAGUGAGUCAGAGUAAUGAAACCGACUGCAUCUAUAUCUGUGUGAUGACAGGAAGCACAGGAAGAAAUCUUUCCGAGUUCUGGGAAAUGGUGGAGAAGUCCCCUCUUAUUAAUUAUACGUUUUCCAGUAAUACUUCUGGGGCUCUGGAUGUAGAAUCGAUUCUUCCCAGUUUGAAGACCAUCCAAGAAGAGAGAGAGAAAAUCACUAUGGAGGAGUUCCAGCAAAAUACCCAUAUUGGCCAAACCAUGCCAGUGGAGGCCCAGGUGACUGCACCACAAGGACCCCAAAUGCCCCCCUCGAGGAUCCCCCUCCAGGCUCAGACUGCCGGUUUGCAAGGACCUGAAGUGGAAGUGUCGUUCUGGGUGGGAACCAGGCCUUCCCAAGGGCAUGAAGCCCCAUCCUCGAGAGGGCCCCCCAGGCGCCCAUCGCCCAGUGCUGUAAGGACUACUGGGAGACCGCCUUUACCCUCCCCAGCCCCAGGAACUUUUGCUCUGAGAGUCCAAACCACCACUGACAGACCCACCAAAGCCCCUGCCCCUCGUCCCCAGUCUGGUUUUCCUCCAUCGCCUCUGUCUUCCUCAGAGUUCUCACCGCCGCCUUUACCCAAACUGCACCUGGCUUCAAGAUGCCCGCAGCUGAUCGUGAAAGAAAGAGCCGUGACCUCAACCCCUCUCACUGGCAGUGCUCCCAAGAUAAACCCGUGUGUAAUGGAGCUGUGUCGGUUCUUCCAAAAGUGUCUCUGCGUGGGCCCAGUGAGAUAUUCAACAAAAGAUGCUGUGAGGUUCUGUGUGGAGCGCUACUCCUGGUUCUUGAAAAAUGCAACCUUCAUCUGCCAGAGCGUGAAAAGAACGUCUGACUCCCACAGUGGACAAGAGCCAGAUACUCCUGAUCUUCCAUCUGAGCUACCACUUGGGCCUGCAAGAAAUAUCAACCACACCACGCUCUUCAGUGGGGUUUUUAAAAAUGUGGAGAGUGUGACUUUAUUUUUUGACUGCCUGGGAUCUCACUUCACCUGGCUGCAGGCCAUCUUCACCAACUUCCCUGCCUUGCUGCACUUCGUCAGCAAGCUGAAGUGCGUCACGAGCCUUUGUCCCAAGGAUUUGGAGGACUACGGCUGCUCCUGCCGCUUCGAGAUGGAAGGAUUGCCCGUGGACGGGACUGACCGCUGUUGCUUCCAACACCGCAGAUGUUACGAAGAAGCCUCGGAGCUGGAGUGUGUCCAAGACCCAGCCCAGCUCUCCCUAGACGUGGGCUGUGUCUCCCAGAACAUCACGUGUGAGUCCAGUGAUUCUUGCCAGCAGCUUUUAUGUCUCUGUGACAAAGCUGCAAUUGAAUGCUUUGCUGGCUCCAACAUGAACUCUUCCCUGAAUGGUCUGGAUCCCGCUUUGUGCCUGGGCACAGGGACUUCAGCAGAACUUCCGGCACCCAGCUUGUGGACUUCCCAGCCAGCAGCUCUGACGGUUAGCCCCGGAGCCAGGGCCGGUAGAACGGCCCCCGCACCUCCUGGACCGGAGGACAGCCCGACUCUCCCAGGAUUCCGUCCAACUGGGCUGGCGGCGUCUUCCCCUGAGGGCUUACACCCCGAGGGCUCUCCAGAUCCAGGGACGAGGUUUCAGGUAUCAGGAGUGAUCCUGGCCCCCUCAGAGCCGUCCCCAGCCACAACCCCAGCUGCAACACUAGUCUCGUCCCCAGCCACAUCCCCAACUAAGAAAGAAACUGGAAGACCUACAGAAAAACCAUGUGCCAGACUCACCUUUCGGCAGCUGGACUGGGACGGGCAGGUGAAGCGGGAGCUGUCCCACCUUGGAGAGAUGCUCUUUUGCUUAACCCAAAGGUGCCCAGAAGAAUUUGAAUCGGUUGGUUGCUUCUGUGGACCAGAAGAAAGAGGAGCCUCUGCUGACACCCUAGACAGAUGCUGUUUUUCCCACCACUGUUGCCUGGAGCAGGUGAAGACCAUGGGCUGUGAGCUGGAGCGGAGCUCCCGAAUGGAGGUGGUGUGUCUGGACCACAAACCAGAAUGUAUCGGCUGGAAUUUGUGCGAGAAGCUGCUCUGCUCCUGCGAUCAGACAGCUGCUGAGUGCCUGGCGGCUGCAUCCUUCAACACCAGCCUCCCACUCCCUAGGCGACCCGGCUGUCGGGACACCAGGGCAGUGUGUCCGAGCAGACUUCCUGGGAGGCCCUUCGCCUCUGUCGAAGUGGGAUCCAGGAGCUCCAGCUCGGAAGAGAGUAGUGAAGAAGCUGAUCCACCCGGCCGUUUCUUAAGGAGACUGAGAAGAUUCGUGGUGGAGCCUCUGGACAGCGCAGGAUACAGCUCACGGCGUGGGAGAUGAGUGAGUUCCCCCUCUUCAGAGCGGCGCUAGAGGCAGCUCUCGGUUGAAACGCGGGGGUUUCAAUUCCCAGUAGCAUGUUAGCUUCCAGAUACGGAUCUUUUUGUGUAAUCCAGGCUCAUCCCAGCUCUUCA
Messenger RNA from Tachyglossus aculeatus (Australian echidna), 2839 nucleotides. RefSeq names its product otoconin-90-like. The transcript is spliced from 25 exons. Gene Ontology annotation, biological process: phospholipid metabolic process; arachidonate secretion; lipid catabolic process. Gene Ontology annotation, molecular function: A2-type glycerophospholipase activity; calcium ion binding. The record is from RefSeq and is a predicted model, not a curated record. NCBI's taxonomy places the organism in Eukaryota, Metazoa, Chordata, Mammalia, Monotremata, Tachyglossidae. Bases 21 to 2708 code for a protein of 895 amino acids.